Messenger RNA from Frieseomelitta varia, 1223 nucleotides. Its product is annotated as amelogenin-like. The coding region runs from base 170 to 775 and encodes 201 amino acids. The transcript has 3 exons. NCBI's taxonomy places the organism in Eukaryota, Metazoa, Arthropoda, Insecta, Hymenoptera, Apidae. The record is from RefSeq and is a predicted model, not a curated record.
GAAAAGAGGGAAAAAAAAGAAAAAGAGAUUCAGUCGAAACCGACCAACCGUGAAAGUUAGUGGUUGGCCGGACCAUUUACCCUGGAAACGCUCGCCCAUAUAGAAGUGCGUCGCGACACCGCCGCCAGUUUCGCUCGGCUCUUAUCCCGAAAUCACCUAUACCUUCGCCAUGAAGUUCCACGUUUUAAUAUUGGCGGCCAUUUAUGCUACUGACGUAGUGUCCGGUGAUCUUUUGGGACAAGAAUUCCAACAUGCAGCCAUUGAUCACGUUCGCGAGAGAAGGCAAAGCGGUCACCUCCGUACGGUGAACCAGGCGCCGCCUCAGAUCCAGCAACUGAUACAGGCGCAACAGUUUCGUCCGCCGUUGGUGCCAGUUCCGCCGCAACCGAUCCCAAAGCUAGGCCCGUCUCAGCCUGUCCAGCCUCAGCAACUAUCGCAAACCCAGGCUCAGCAAUACCGGCCGCAAGUCACGUUCGCGUCCGGCGUCCAGCAACCGGAUUACAGAAACAUCGCGGCAGCCGGCCAGGCUCAGUACAAGAAACCGAUUCUACCGCAGCAGCCGCAGUAUCGUCCUCUUCCCCAGCAGCAGCCGCAGUAUCGUCCUCUGCCUCAGCAACAGCCUCAAUAUCAGCAGCAACUGCCGUAUCGUCCUCUCCCACAGCAGAACUACAACCCAGUGCCGCAGUUGCAGCGUUCGUCGAAACUGCCAGCUCACAUUCAGCAAUUGUUGCAGUACCAAAACAGUCUGAGCAACGCGAUCCCUCAGAAAGGAUAACGUGCUCUUGAAAAGUAGCUGUAGAAUCGCCAUGCCUAUGUGGGGGGGGGGGGGGAGAACUGUUCAGUCAGAGAUAGAGAUAGUUUGGUUUUGUUCUCGUCUGGAAGUAUUAAGUUAUGUAUAUUUUCUUUUUUUUUUUUUUUUUUUUUUUUGGCUAAAGUUUGAAAAUGAAAUUUCGGUAGAAUUGGUUGACUCUUUGAGCAGGAUUCGAUGAUUUUUUUUUUAGUCACAUUUCAGUGAACUUUUAUUAACGCAGGCGAGAACAUUUUGCUCUCGUCUUCAUCUUAUCUGUAAAUUAAUGUCUAGUGAUUUGAGAGAUUUAUAGUUGUAAUUCGAUGAUCAAAGAUUAUUGUUACAUACACGACAUCUCCUGUUAGUAUUCAGACACACUAAGUUGUAUAAUUUUGUAAAAUGAAAUUGUACAUAAUAAAGUUGGGCUCAUCUUGAA